Arachis ipaensis is the source of this 765-nucleotide messenger RNA. The record is from RefSeq and is a predicted model, not a curated record. NCBI's taxonomy places the organism in Eukaryota, Viridiplantae, Streptophyta, Magnoliopsida, Fabales, Fabaceae.
AUGGCUGAAAACGGAGCUCAAUCCUUCAACCAAGCCAAGCUCUUAGCCCAGAUGGCCGAACUUCAAGCAGAAGUCCGCCGGCUCUCCGAACUCUCCACACAGAAUAACGCAGAAAAACAUGAGGAGGGCAACUCUAAAAACUCGGCCUUGGGAAACUCGGACCCCUUGAGUGUAACCCCGCCGAAGGAAAAGCUGACGCUGGACAACCCCUUUUCCGAAGAAAUUACAAACUUCCAGAUACCUAAAAAUUUCGUUUUACCUAACUCUCUAGAACCUUAUAAGGGGAUUGGUGACCCCCGAUCUCACGUUAAAAAGUUUCAAUCUAUGAUGUUCUUUAACGGCGCUAAUAAUGAACCUAUAUUAUGUCGUUCUUUUCCCACUUAUCUUGACGGCGCUGCUUUACUAUGGUUCUCAAAAUUGUCUGCAGGAUCGAUCUCAUCCUUUGAAGAUUUAGCAAGAUCCUUUAUUGACUACUUUGCCGCCUCAAGGAUAUACGUCCACGGAUCAGAUUACCUCGGGACAAUAAAGCAAGGACAACACGAGAGUCUCAAAGAUUACCUAACCCGAUUUGCGGAAGCCACCAUGGAGAUCCCAGAUUUGGACCCUAACGUCCACUUACACGCUCUCAAGACCGGACUCAGACCAGGAAAAUUCAGAGAAACAAUAGCAAUCACCAAACCCAAAAUGUUGGAGGAGUUCCGAGAAAGAGCUGCAUGUCAAAUGGAGAUCGAAGAAUUGCGAGAGGCACAAAAGUCGGACAAAUAG